UGCGACUCUCCCCUCCUCUCCUCUCCUUUUCUCUUUUCCUUUCUCAGUCGCAGUUAUUCUGCGGGUUGGAGGGGACGGCUGUAUCUGCUCAUAUUACAUCAUUUUAACGAGUUUCUCUCCCACUCUGAGAGAUUGUAGCUGCUUUUUUUUUUUCUUUUUACAUUUCACCACCUCACAAGAGUCUAUGCUCCACAGAAGACCAGCGGCUGAUCGCUUAACCAAGCCACUGAGGGCUUCCUCGGCGUUCUGGUGAUGAGGCUAGUGGUGCACAGCCGACACAGCUUUGAAGGAAUCCCUUUGGGUCUGAAAAAACGGCCCCAGUAAGACAGACGGGGAGAGCUGCUGGAAGUACUGCGCGUUGGGACGCUAUCAUUCCUCCAACAAUGCAUCUCUUCAGUGCCAUGUUUCUACUUGUGAUGUUAGCUGACAUGCCCAGUGAGGCUCUCUACCCCAGCCCAGAGGAAGGCUGGCAAAUCUACAGCUCAGCACAGGACGCAGAUGGGAAAUGUAUCUGCACCGUGGUCGCACCAGCCCAGAACAUGUGUAAUCGCGACCCACGCAGCAGGCAGCUCCGCCAGCUCAUGGAGAAGGUUCAGAAUAUUAGCCAAUCAAUGGAGGUGCUAGACCUGAGAACCUACAGAGAUCUCCAGUAUGUAAGGAACACUGAGAGUCUGAUGAAAGUUGUUGAUGGAAAGUUGAAGGUGGCCUCUGAAAAUCCCCGAAGCCUCAAUCCAAAGGGCUUUCAGGAGUUGAAAGACAAGGUGAACCAACUGCUUCCCCUGCUCCCUGUGCUGGAACAGUACAAGACAGAUGCUAAAAUGAUCCUGCGUCUUCGAGAGGAGGUGAGAAACCUUUCUUUGGUGCUUAUGGCCAUCCAGGAGGAGAUGGGGGCCUACGACUAUGAGGAGCUGCGGCAGAGAGUCCUGUUGCUGGAGACCCGACUGCACUCCUGCAUGCAGAAACUAGGCUGUGGAAAGCUCACUGGUGUCAGCAAUCCCAUUACAGUGCGUGCAUCUGGAUCAAGAUUCGGCUCCUGGAUGACAGACACCAUGAUACCCAGCUCAGACAACAGAGUUUGGUCAAUGGAUGGAUACUUCAAGGGGAGGCGUGUCCUAGAAUACCGAACAAUGAGCGAUUUCAUGAAGGGGCAGAACUUUGUGCAGCACCUGCUGCCCCAUCCUUGGGCUGGCACUGGGCAUGUGGUCUAUAAUGGCUCAUUGUACUACAACAAAUACCAGAGCAACAUAAUUAUCAAAUACCACUUCCGGUCUAGAAGUGUGCUUGUGCAACGCAGCCUAAGUGGAGCUGGCUACAACAACACCUUUCCUUACUCCUGGGGGGGCUCCUCUGAUAUUGACCUGAUGGCGGACGAGAAUGGUCUCUGGGCUGUUUACACCACCAUACCCAAUGCGGGGAACAUCGUCAUUAGCCGCCUGGAGCCAAUGAGUUUGGAGGUCCUGCAAACCUGGGACACAGGCUUCCCAAAACGCAGUGCUGGAGAGUCUUUUAUGAUCUGUGGCACACUCUAUGUCACAAACUCUCACCUUGCCGGUGCUAAAAUCUACUUUGCUUACUACACCAACACAUCAAGCUAUGAGUACACAGAUAUCCCCUUCCACAAUCAGUACUCUCACAUCUCCAUGAUGGACUAUAACCCUAGGGAGAGGGUCCUGUACACCUGGAACAACGGACACCAGGUGCUCUAUAAUGUCACACUUUUCCAAGUCAUUAAGACUUCUGGAGACUGAGGGCUCAAAUAAAUGACCCACUCAAAAAAAAAAAUGCUGUGAUCAUUGUUCUAUGAGGACAAAGGAGCAAGUUAGAGAUGGGUACUGUCUGGGGAAGGUAUAGGAUGGAGGUUUUAAGCUGUGGGCAUACGCCUUGGGUGUUUUUUAAGAAUUUAAAUCUUCAUAGAGUGCUAUUAUUCACAUUCAAAAAAUGUCCAACAACUGGGUUUGUAAAGACCUAAUGACUGAGCGCUUCUCUUCUUUUCUUUAUGUGAUGAGUAAGCAUGGUUCUUUUUAUCUGUGAUGACAAAUAAACAUCCACUUUAACAUUAAUGAUGUGGUAUUUUCUUAGUUGCCCUGUGUCAAAACAGCCCUGAAACUUUAAAGAUCCG
Messenger RNA from Cyprinodon variegatus (sheepshead minnow), 2119 nucleotides. It is a transcript of the gene olfm2a, whose product is annotated as olfactomedin 2. The record is from RefSeq and is a predicted model, not a curated record. Bases 384 to 1748 code for a protein of 454 amino acids. The transcript is spliced from 6 exons. Gene Ontology annotation, biological process: signal transduction. Lineage: Eukaryota; Metazoa; Chordata; Actinopteri; Cyprinodontiformes; Cyprinodontidae.